Molecule: messenger RNA, 3858 nt
Organism: Candoia aspera
Lineage: Eukaryota; Metazoa; Chordata; Lepidosauria; Squamata; Candoiidae
Gene: EPC2
Product: enhancer of polycomb homolog 2
Exons: 14
Coding region: 257-2677 (806 amino acids)
Biological process (GO): regulation of transcription by RNA polymerase II
Cellular component (GO): piccolo histone acetyltransferase complex; NuA4 histone acetyltransferase complex
Source: RefSeq, a predicted model, not a curated record
CCGGGAUCGCUGGCCGCUUUGGUUAAUGUCCGCCAUGUUUGCCAUGGCGCAGGGAGCGGAUCGAGCGACCCCGGCGCGGAUCUAGGGCUGCGGGCGGCUCUUCGAGGGAGCUGUUCCGGGGCGGCGGGGCUCUCCAUGGUGUGUCGGGCCGGGGUCGGGAGCGGCUGGGAGGCGGCGGCGAGGCCGUAGUGAGGGUCCCCCUCGCCCCCCCAGCUCCCCCAGCCCGGCCCCGGGGUGUUAUUGUGAGGGGGAGACAAUGAGCAAACUCUCCUUCCGAGCCCGGGCGCUAGACGCCGCCAAACCGCUGCCUAUCUACCGCGGCAAGGACAUGCCCGAUCUCAAUGACUGCGUCUCCAUCAACCGUGCCGUGCCGCAGAUGCCCACGGGCAUGGAAAAGGAGGAGGAAUCGGAACACCAUUUGCAAAGAGCAAUCUCAGCACAGCAAGUCUUCAGAGAAAAGAAAGAGAAUAUGGUUAUUCCAGUUCCUGAAGCAGAAAGCAAUGUCAACUAUUACAGUCGUCUGUACAAAGGAGAAUUUAAACAGCCAAAGCAGUUCAUUCAUAUUCAACCCUUUAAUCUGGACAAUGAGCAACCUGAUUAUGAUAUGGACUCAGAAGAUGAAACAUUAUUAAAUAGGCUUAAUCGGAAGAUGGAAAUCAAACCACUGCAAUUUGAAAUUAUGAUAGACAGGCUUGAAAAAGCUAGUUCUAAUCAGCUUGUAACACUUCAGGAAGCUAAGUUGCUGCUAAAUGAGGAUGAUUAUCUUAUUAAGGCUGUCUAUGACUACUGGGUAAGAAAACGUAAGAACUGCCGAGGGCCAUCCCUUAUCCCCCAAAUCAAACAAGAGAAAAGAGAUGGUUCUACCAACAAUGAUCCAUAUGUGGCUUUUCGGAGGAGAACUGAGAAAAUGCAGACCAGAAAGAAUCGAAAAAAUGAUGAAGCCUCUUAUGAGAAGAUGCUGAAACUAAGACGAGAGUUUAGUAGAGCCAUAACAAUUUUAGAGAUGAUUAAGAGACGAGAGAAAACAAAACGAGAGUUGCUACAUUUGACAUUAGAAGUUGUGGAGAAAAGAUAUCAUUUGGGUGAUUAUGGAGGUGAAAUACUUAAUGAAGUUAAGCUUAAUUCAACUGAGAAAGAGAUGAAUGCCACUCCUGCAGCUCUUCAUAAUGGAAAUCAUCACAAAGUUCAAGAAUGUAAAGUUAAGCAUGCUCACCAUUCAUCUCUAAAAGAGGAAGUAUCUGAUGUUGUCCGUCAAAAGAAGAAGUAUCCAAAGAAGCCUAAAAUUGAGAGUGUAAUAAAUCCUCAGCAGUCUACUACUGAGCCUUUGCCUGUGAUCAGUAAAAGUGAUAUCAAACAAUAUGACUUCCACAGUUCAGAUGAAGAUGAAUUCCCCCAGGUAUCCUCACCAAUAUCUGAGCCAGAAGAAGAAAAUGAUCCUGAUGGAGCCUGUGCAUUCAGAAGAAGAGCAGGAUGCCAAUAUUAUGCUGCUCAUUUGGACCAAACUAAUUAUUCUCAUGAAAAUUCAGAACUGGCAGAAUUGGAUAAGCUAAGAUAUAGGCAUUGCCUCACAACUCUUACAGUUCCAAGAAGAUGUAUAGGAUUUGCAAGGAGACGAGUUGGGAGAGGUGGAAGGGUAUUGAUGGACCGGAUAGCCACAGAAAAUGAUGCUGUCCUGAAGCAGAUUGAUCCAGAUAUGCUAAAUAGUUGUUCGAGCUCUUCCCAAAAUAUAGACAUUUCUUCUAGUUUUUCACGGACCAAUGCUUCCAAUAAACAUUGUGGAAAUACACUUUCCCUUUCUGAAAUACUAAGCAAUAUCAGGUCAUGUCGACUGCAGUGUUUCCAACCAAGGCUACUAAACGUACAGGACAGCGAUAGUGAAGAAUGUACCUCAAGGAAAUCAGGGCAGGCUGUGAAUACUAAAAGAGUUUCUGCACCUUCUGUAGCUUUAUUGAACACCAGCAAGAAUGGGAUAUCAGUAACUGGGGGUAUUACAGAAGAACAAUUUCAGACACAUCAGCAGCAGUUGGUUCAAAUGCAAAGGCAGCAACUUGCUCAGCUUCAGCAGAAACAGCAGUCUCAACAUCAGUCCCAACAGACAUAUCCAAAAGCACAGGGCUCAAGCACUUCUGACUGCAUGUCAAAAACGCUUGACUCGGCCAGUGCCCAUUUUGCUGCAUCUGCAGUGGUGAGUGCACCUGCUCCCAAUCGGAGCGAGGUGACAAAAGAACAGAGUGCCAGCCACAAUAUCAACGGUGUUGUUCAGCCAACAGCAACAUCAAAAACUCUGUAUUCCACGAAUAUGGCUCUGUCAUCUAGCCCAGGGAUCUCAGCUGUACAACUUGUAAGGACAGUCGGUCAUACCACCACAAAUCAUUUAAUCCCAGCAUUGUGCACAAACAGCUCUCAAACACUUCCCAUGAACAAUUCUUGUCUCACCAAUGCAGUGCACCUCAACAAUGUCAGUGUUGUUUCUCCAGUCAAUGUACAUAUCAAUGCAAGGACUUCAGCACCAUCGCCAACCGCCUUAAAACUUGCCACAGUUGCUGCCAGUAUGGAUAGAGUGCCAAAGGUGACUCCAAGCAGUGCCAUCAGCAGCAUAGCAAGAGAGAACCAUGAACCAGAAAGAUUGGGCUUGAAUGGAAUAGCAGAGACAACAGUAGCAAUGGAGGUGACAUAACCUAAAGCAGUAGUUCAACGUGUGCUGAUGGUGUCAUUUAUAUUCCAGCUGAAUGCAAAACAAAACUCUGUGGAUCACAGGGGAUUAAAAUGGACCUAAACGGACUAUCAUAUCGUAUAUUAAGUCGAUAUAUAAUGUAAAUUUUGUAAAAUUGGGAAAAUCACUACCUUGUAAAAUAGUUUAUUUGUAUCAUCAAUAUUAUUUCUGUUACUUGAAUAGUAGAUAUUCAUCAUCAUGCUUUUGCACUUGAAUUUGCAACUGAGUGGAUUUAAAAAUAAUUCUUUAAAUGGGAUCAUGAGCAUGAAAUGGGAUCCUGCAUCACUUGUUUUAACUAUUUAUUUUGCCAUGUUUACAUUUUGUAUCUUGUAAAAAAUAAAUCCAACUUUGUGUCUAAAAAAAGUUAAAGAUUCAUAGCUAGGAAAAAUUCUUGUAAUUUUUUUCUAAAGGAAAUGUAAAGUUUUCACUUGGUUCAUUUUGUUUCACAAUUUUAGAUGGACUUUUUGGUAAAUACUUUAGUGGCAUUUCACUGUCAAAUAUGAAGUUCAAGGCAAAAUAGUAUUUUCUAUUACUGUGCAGGGGAAAGGGAUGGAUCGAUACAUGCAAAUUUAAUGUAGUAACCCACUUUUCCAUAUAUUUUGAAUGUAUAUUUCUAUUUAUAAUACCAAUUUAUAAAAAAUAAUUACACAGAAAACCUGACUAGUACAAAUUAUGCAUCUAGCACAUAUUAAACUGUGCAGAUAUGAAGAAAAUUUUCAACUGAUUAUAUUUUAUCUGAAGUCUGCAUAAUUUAACCGGCUUUUAACUGUAACACACCACAUAAAUGAUAUUUUACCAGGUAUGUAUUGCAUUAUAUAUCAUUGCAAUAAUUAUUGGAUGUCUAGAUAUCGAGCCAUCCCAGGUAAUAGGGGAGGGGGGAGGGUCAUGGCAGAUUGUCUUUCGAUUUUGGAAAGUUUUCCUGUGGCUACAAGGCAAGUAACGGGUUGGAAAAAGUCUGACUGUAAGCGUUGGACACCUUCGUAGUGUAGUGUUUUAGUGACUUUUUUUAUACGGUUCUUGUAAAUUAGAUACGUGUAGUGGUGUUUCAGAAUGUUUGUUUAUGCACUAGUUCAGACAACUUUCCCUGUUACUUGUUCUUGAUAAGUGAAAACUGCAGGGAAAUAAAAAUACAUAUCAAAACAUGG